This is a messenger RNA of Limulus polyphemus (Atlantic horseshoe crab), 2669 nucleotides long. RefSeq names its product FMRFamide receptor-like. Gene Ontology annotation, cellular component: membrane. Gene Ontology annotation, molecular function: G protein-coupled receptor activity. Gene Ontology annotation, biological process: G protein-coupled receptor signaling pathway. The record is from RefSeq and is a predicted model, not a curated record. The coding region runs from base 227 to 1798 and encodes 523 amino acids. The transcript is spliced from 2 exons. NCBI's taxonomy places the organism in Eukaryota, Metazoa, Arthropoda, Merostomata, Xiphosura, Limulidae.
ACACACCGACUGACAACCGACUUGACGCAAAGGUGACCGGUGUGUGUGCUCCUGGUAUUCUAGUUCUGAGAUAAAGAGACAAAAUACACCUGUUCUGCUUGUAAAGCUAUUAUUCACUGCAGCUUUGAGAACGAAAUUUAAAGGUUCAUUUUACUUGAUGCAAGAAACCCAGACCUAGAUUAACUUUCGAUUUAUAAAAUUCUUGUCUUCGUUACACACUUUCAAGAUGGCUGGACCUGGAGUGCUAUAUGAUGCAUAUGAUACUUUGCACUGUAACUUUACGACCACUGCAUCAGAUUUGUCAUUCACAUCUCCUGGAGAUUGUGGGUUUUUCUUGUGGCCGACCGAAGAAACAGUUUUGUUGUUUGAGAACGAAACUGAAACUAAAAUGGGAGACUCUGAAUCUAUGUACUUGCGAUUUCGAGACCUCAGUCGGUUUUGGAUCCAGCGAGUGCUAGUACCUAUCAUCUCUUUUGUCGGUGUUGUUGGGAACCUCGUGACUAUCAUAAUUAUGACUCGUCGGCAAAUGCGCUCGUCCACUAAUAAUUACUUGGCCGCAUUAGCUGUUUUCGACAUGUUGUACUUAAUAUGUAUAUUUAUUCUGUCUAUUGCUCACUACCCAGGCUUGACGGAUCCCCAGCAUAUCAACUAUUGGCGACUGUGGCCCUAUGCUUUAUUGUUGACCGAUGCUUGUAGCAAUACUUCUGUGUGGCUUACAGUAACCUUCACAAUAGAAAGGUACAUCGCCGUGUGUCACCCAAUCAAGGGGAAAGUGUACUGUACUGAAUCACGAGCCAAAAAGGUAGUUAUUAUUGUCGCUCUAAUUUGUUGCUGCUUGACCUUACCAACCCCAUUUGAAUGGACAGUUAUAGAGGUAAUAGAUCCCCUGACGAACAAAACUACGGUGCAGCCAGAUUUCUCUGAUUUUGGAAUGAACAUUCUCUAUAGAAAUAUAUAUUAUUGGUUAUGCGUAUUUUUAUUUGUUUUCAUACCACUUGUCUUACUGACCAUAUUUAACUCGUUUUUAAUCAAGUCAGUGCAUGCUUCCAAAAUCCAGCGCAAUACGAUGACCAGACGUAGAGAUAAUCGGAAUUCUUCUAGGCAGGAGAGCAAGAUCACUAUCAUGCUGAUUGCUGUUGUGAUCUUAUUCAUGAUCUGUCAGCUACCAACUGCUGUUCUUCUGGUGUAUACCACAUUUCACCCUCAAAACGCUAUCACUCUUGGCCUAGGCAACAUCUUUAACUUUUUAAUGGCUAUUAAUGCCGCUGGGAACUUUGUCUUAUAUUGUCUUCUCAGCCAGAAAUAUCGGCGAACUUUUUUGCAGAUAUUUUGUCCCUGUCUUAAGACCAAGCUAGUCCGGCUCCAUUUGGACUUUCAGACUACCAGCUACACCAAUGUUGACGACAGUCCUAGCGUCUCCAGAAACGUUAGCGCACGCAGAUCUACACGGGGUACGAAUAGCAUUCAAGAAGGAAUUAACUGUAAUACCGGAGGUCGCUGCAGUCGAGAAAAUUCUCGACAGGCCCAACGUAGUCUUGGAUACCAAGCAUCAUUAAAGCGGAUUAAUAAUGCUGCACGCAGUAACGACACAAUAAAUGGCAAUGAAAAAAGAAAAAAUCAAAGAUGCAUGAAAUAUUUUCCCUUUCUUCACCGGAAUUGGUAUUAUGUGUCUAGAGACAAACAAGCCACUGAAAAGGAAAGCGAAGAACAAUCCAUUCCAUUAAAAAGCGGAAAGCAUACCAUAUGCUUGACCAAACAAGAUGGAAUGCUGAAUCACUGUGCGUACUCAGCUGUCUGAAAACUCCACGCUGUAGCUGCAAAAUAUGAUUGGUUUUGAGAAUAUUGAAAAGCCAGCCACCACUUCUUAUAUCAUCAAAGUAUACUUUAAAAUAAAGUUUGACAAUGAUUUGAAAGUUUUCAAAUCAUUUAUUUAAUAAAAAUCGUGUACUAAACACAGCACUUUUUAAAACACUUUAAUAGGCUGUUGCUUAAAUAACAUAACUGAUUUUGGAUAUUGGUGAAGAAGAUAAUUGUAAUCAAAAUAGACCGAGGAAAAAAAUUAGUGUUUAUUAAAGGGUUACUCGUAUUUUUCCUCUUUUUGUUUGACCUCAAAGGAAGAAUGUAAACAAUAGUAAUCUCGAUCUGCCUGGUUCAAUAAAUGCUUGCUUUCAAGAGCUAGGAUAGAUGUCGUCUAAAAUCGUAUAUGUCAGUAUGUACUUGUUGUCAUGAUACGAAAAAUAACAGUUCGCAUUGAAUGAGAAAACUAUUUGAUCAACUUAAGACUCCGGUUAAAAGCAGCAUCAGUUACGAUCAAUUUAGAGAGAUUAAUGAUAGAGAAUGCCAUUCAGUAGAGCUUAAUAUGUCUUUAACUUUAACUAAAGGAAGAACUUACUUAGAGCUUUAUCAUGUGUAACUAAUCUUUUUUACGCAGGAAAAAUAACUAAAGAUUAUCCAGUCUCUCUCUGUGUACUUUGAAUGAGAACAAGCGUUUUGUUUUUGAAAUAGUUGUUAAUGUUAUCGAAAAAUAAUCAUGCUUAUACAUUAAUUCAGUAAUAAAAAAAAGAAGAAACUACAUGGUUGAGUACUUAAAUAACUUACCCAAAAUUGUUAAGAAGGGGUAAACUGCUACAGUAGGUGAUUUUGAAUUGUUUAGUUUUGAUAAAUGUGCC